Cimex lectularius (bed bug) is the source of this 801-nucleotide messenger RNA. RefSeq names its product prisilkin-39-like. The transcript has 6 exons. The coding region runs from base 68 to 712 and encodes 214 amino acids. The record is from RefSeq and is a predicted model, not a curated record. NCBI's taxonomy places the organism in Eukaryota, Metazoa, Arthropoda, Insecta, Hemiptera, Cimicidae.
GGACGGCGAGGAGAGGGAGGCGGGCCCGAGUAUUUAAACGUAAGCCGGCCACCGGCUCAUUAGCAGUAUGUCAACUAUCGCAAACAUGAGAGGAACAAAGAUUUUCGCUUUUGCGUUGCUCUUCGCUGCCGCCUUCGCCGAAGAAGGCCCCAAGGGGAAGCCUGCUGGUGAAGACCUUAAGACCGACUCAACAAACAGGUAUUACACGAGCACCUAUGAUAGAUAUCCGUACAGUGGAGGAUAUGGUGGAUACAGCGGGUAUGGAGGAUACUACGGAGGUAGUGGAUAUAGUGGUGGCGGAGGAGGCUACACCGGAAGUACUGGGUACAACGGUGGUGGAUACUACAGUAACAACUACCCCGGAGGUUAUGACAGAUGCAACAGAGGUUACGGAUACGACAGGUAUCCUUCCAGCGGGUAUGACCGGGGCUACGGGUACGACAGAGGAGUAGACAGGGGUUAUUACGACAGAGGGUACAACGGGUACGGCUACAGGCCGGACGGGUACUACAGCGGCGGGCCCACCGGCUACAGGGGAGGAUACGAUAACUACAAAGGAAGAUAUGACCCAUACUACGAUUCAUACUAUAGAGGAGACAGGUACAACAGGUACGACACGUACAACAGGGUUGGGUACGAUCGUUUCAACAGGUACAAUUAUUAUGAUUACUAUAGGAACCCCGAGACGAGGUACUAUGACAAAAGGAUCUAAAGAAGAUACAACAAGAUAAAUUUGUAAAUUAAUUUCUAAAAAAUUUAUAUACAUGAGAUUCCUAUGUCAUUUUAAUUUAAAUAUAAUUU